Messenger RNA from Aaosphaeria arxii CBS 175.79, 965 nucleotides. RefSeq lists its product as uncharacterized. NCBI's taxonomy places the organism in Eukaryota, Fungi, Ascomycota, Dothideomycetes, Pleosporales. The record is from RefSeq and is a predicted model, not a curated record. The coding region runs from base 154 to 867 and encodes 237 amino acids. The transcript has a single exon.
CAUCUCUAUCACCUCCAACAUUUCUAACAACACCCUUCGUGUCUCUCCGAUCGUUCAACACAAUACGAAACGACCUCUAUCCACUGCUUGUUGCCGCUGGUGUACCCUACUUACCUACGUGUUGCUGCACACAGGGUUGGUUCAUCGGCCGUCAUGGCGGAGCUUGAAUUCCUUGCAGCAAAUCCAAAUGAGUAUCGGGACUCGACAAUAAGCGUUCUUCUUCCUGACGGCCCCAUUGUUCGCGUGGCAGAUGUAUCCUACCUUUUCAUCACUAGCAAAUGUCCAUUACUCUCCUACACUUUCGAAAGCUCGCUCGACGGUGGCUACCAAGCAUGUAUCGAGGUCACAUCUGAAGCCGCCAUGGUUCGCUUGCUGCGCUACAUCUAUACGGACAGCUACCUAACGUCGGAUGAAGAAAGUACCCUCAAUAUCUCGCUGCUCACGCACGUGGAGACAUACAAAAUCGCACGAGACUAUGACCUCCCAGCACUUCAGCUUGCAGCAAAUUCUAGCCUCACUCGUGCUGUUGAAAUCUCAUGCAGCGUACCAAAUCCGCCUUCCGGACUAUGUGAUACGAUACGUUUCGUUUACAAGCAUCUCGCCGCAGAACAGUGUCUCUUAGAUACUCUGCUGAACUACUGCGUCUCUGCUUUUAGAUAUCAUCGCUUCGGUACGGACCCGGAGUUCCAACGAGUUGCUUUUGAGAUUCCCAAAUUCCAUCAGGACAUAUGCAUAACAAAUCACGAGCGCGAUUUCCAGGAUGAAGGUAAGUCAAUGUCACCACAAAGCGUCUCUUCCGCUCACAGUACGCAGGCGCCUCGGACAUUGUUGCAAUGUCUGCCUCUCGUCCACACGACAGGUCGAUAGCCCUAUUUGACAUGGAUGCGCGCACUCACGCUGAAUUCCACUUCGACGACACUUUCGAUCCCCAACUUCGCGACGUAGUUGAUGAGAGCCAUUCCCCA